UGCACUCGUCAGUGAAGUAGCAGACGUCGAUGUUCGUGCUCAGUGUAUGAGAAAUUUAAUUUACAAUUCAUUCGAUAUAAUUAAAAAUUAUCGGUUUUUAAUGUAACUGUAAUGUGAUACACUGAAUCAAUAAUAUUGUUUUAAUUCUCUGGAUGUCUCGUCUCGUUGAUUAGGUCACGGUAUUUUUGGUGUUUUGUUGAUUUAGAGGCUUUUUGGUGAAUGUGUUGCUGAGGAAAAUGAGAAAUUUGAAUUUUUCGGUGUGAAAAUCGAGAAAGCGUUGUAAACCCGCAUCGGUGAAGCUCGUCUCGCGCAAGUGCACGUGAAUUUGUGAAGUGACUGAACCUUUCGAGAGGGAUAGAAAGUUAAUUUUUGUUUGUGAUAGUGGAUCAGUGACGUUUAGAUUUUUUUAAAAAUUAUUUUAAGCGUUGGAACCGGGCGGUUUACUCCGCUUGUGGGAAAUGGGAUUUAAUUGAGUAUAAAAUAUAAAAGAACAUUGUCUGACGUUUGACAAUCGCUGUGAAUGAUUUUUUAUUCUGUGGCUUUACACUGGACUCGUUAAUAAAGGAUCGGCCAGAAAUGUCAGUUGCAUCGACCAACUACUGGUUACAACAACAUUCAACUAAAAAUGACGAACUCAUUAGAAAUAGUUCACCUUCGUGCUUGUCAUCGUCUAGUCAAGUUCAAGUGCGCCCUGAUAAAAAGUGCGAAUUGAAUGUUCCUCUAGACUGUAAUUUUACAUCGCAUAUUACGUCCAGUAUUAUGACUAUUGAUAACAGUGAUAAUGGAAGUGGUGUGGAUAUUUUGGAGGAAUGUAGAGAACCUGCAACGAAAACAGCGCGAAGGUUCAGGUGGUUCGGCCGGUUCGGUCAACCCGUUAUGAGAAAGCCAGGGGUUUUAGAAAUGGCUGCUACCGAAAGCACGAUCAGAUUUAGUGGUCACACACUGGACAAAGCCACGAAGGCCAAGGUAACACUCGAGAAUUACUACAGUAAUUUGAUAGCUCAGCACAUUGAGCGUAAGCAGAGGCUAGCCAAACUCGAGGAGUCACUGAAGGAUGAGGGUCUCUCUGAACAGCAGAAACAGGAGAAGAGGCUUCAACAUGCUCAGAAGGAGACGGAGUUUUUGCGUUUGAAGCGCUCCAGGUUGGGGGUUGAAGACUUUGAACCACUUAAAGUCAUAGGUCGUGGCGCCUUCGGCGAGGUGAGAUUAGUACAAAAGAAAGACACAGGUCAUGUAUAUGCGAUGAAAAUAUUACGAAAGGCGGAUAUGCUUGAAAAGGAGCAAGUGGCUCAUGUAAGAGCAGAGAGAGAUGUACUAGUCGAGGCCGAUCAUCAGUGGGUUGUGAAAAUGUACUACAGCUUCCAAGAUCCCAUUAAUCUAUAUCUCAUCAUGGAAUUUUUGCCCGGAGGGGAUAUGAUGACACUCCUGAUGAAGAAAGAUACACUUUCAGAGGAGUGUACUCAAUUUUAUAUAUCAGAGACGGCAUUGGCUAUAGACUCGAUACACAAGCUGGGUUUUAUACACAGGGAUAUUAAACCUGACAAUCUGUUACUCGAUGCACGAGGCCACAUAAAGCUAUCUGAUUUCGGCUUAUGCACUGGCCUAAAAAAGUCACACAGAACGGAUUUUUACCGGGAUCUCAGUCAAGCUAAACCAUCGGACUUUAUGACCUCUUGUGGUAGUGGAAGUGGCAGUGCAAUGGAUAGUAAAAGAAGGGCUGAAAGUUGGAAGAGAAAUCGAAGAGCUUUGGCGUACAGUACAGUAGGUACACCUGAUUACAUCGCGCCUGAAGUCUUCCUACAGACUGGUUAUGGUCCAGCUUGUGAUUGUUGGUCCCUGGGUGUCAUCAUGUAUGAAAUGUUAAUAGGUUAUCCUCCAUUCUGUAGUGAGAAUCCUCAAGAGACAUACAGGAAGGUGAUGAAUUGGCGAGAAACUCUGAUUUUUCCACCGGAAGUGCCCAUAAGUGAGGAGGCCAAAGACACAAUUAUUAAAUUCUGUUGUGAAGCUGAUAGAAGACUAGGAUCUCAAAGAGGUAUAGAGGAAUUAAAACUUGCGCCUUUCUUCCGUGGAGUUGACUGGGAGCACAUACGAGAGAGGCCAGCAGCGAUUCCCGUUGCAGUGAGAUCCAUCGAUGAUACGUCCAACUUUGAUGAUUUCCCCGAUGUCAAACUUGAAAUACCAUCAGCACCAUUGCCUCAAGACGGAGAAGUUACAUACAAGGACUGGGUAUUCAUAAACUACACGUUCAAGCGUUUUGAGGGAUUAACACAACGAGGCACACCAACGAAAAAAUAGCAACACAUGUUCAAUAGCAAUUCAUGUUCGACAAUGAAUCAUCAAAGUUACGAUAUAGAUAUUCCGGCCCAGGUACAUCAGCAAACAUUAAUGUUUGUACCCACGAGUCUGCCCAAAGUUGGAUAACUGAUAAGAAAAGGAGAUGAAAAUAUAAAAUAGUAAAUAUGGAAUCAUUUUUGGUUGCAAAAUAAUUCGUGAAAACUUUCAAGAAUUGAUAUAAGUCCAUGAAAUUUUUGAGUCUAAAAUCAUGAAUAAUCAUAUUUGAUCGUUUGCUCGAUGAAAAAAUUCUAUUGAAAAACCUAGUGAAUUCGUAAAAAAAAUUCUAUUGAAUUUUCUCAGUUAAAAUUAAUCAACUUUUUUGCUUUCUUUUUCGAUAAAUAAAGAAACCAAAUUUUAAUGCAAAAAAUCAAGAGAGAAACUUAUACAUAAAAAUCAGGAUUGACUUUUGUACAUGGAAAUAGGGUUAAAAGACUUUAUUAAACGAAACGAGAAAUCGAAACCGAAAGGGAAUCGAAAUGAAGAAAUGGCAUCAGAAAAAGAAUGAUACGAUCAAUCAAAACCCAAAAAGCUCUAAAUGAUUAAAUAAAAUCGGGGAGACCUAAUUAUUCGUUACACUAUUAAUUAUUGUUAGUUGAACGUGGGAAAAAUGUCCAAAAACAUACAAAAAAUUCAGCAGGUUUCUAAUGAAUUUGUUAGGUUUUUCUACUAAAUUUUUUCGUGCAUCUCUCUUUCUCUCCCCUUCCUCUCUCUCUUCCUUUUUUCAAUCACGGUUCGUUACAUUGCAAGAGAGUAAAAUUAUGUCAAAGAAAAUGAAAAAAAAAGAUUGAUUAUUAUCAAAGAUGCGCGCUGUGAUAAAUCCAUGUUUUUUCAGAAGCAUUAAGAGUACUGAAAGUUAUUUGCAGACGAUAAAAUAAAGAUAUUUAAAGGAACGAAGUUUUUGUCUGCAGGGUUUCGGGUAAAUGAUGAGGUGCCCGAAAAGAUUUCUAAUAGGCGCUAAAUAUGUUGAACAGUUUCCAUACGUCUUGAGGAAAUGAAAUAAAAUAGUUGAAUAAUUGAGAGGAAACAGCUUCUACGUAAAUCUCAUUUUCCAAUUUCUAACAGUCACGAUAAUUCGCUCCUUAUGUUCGUAAAUUAAAUCAUUGUUCUUUAAAAAAUCAUCAGUGGGUGUAAUUAUCAAUUUAGAUUAUUCGUGACAUUAUACAUAAGCCCGAUAUGUGAACCUAAGAAAUAAUAAUAGAAUAGAAGAAAAAAAAUGUAAAAAAUAUCAUGAAAUAAGAGCAAAAUGAAUAAAUGGAGUAAAAAAAAGAAAUCAACGAUCACUUACAUGUAUUUAUGUAUAUUGAAAUACAUUAUGUGUACAUUUAUGUGUAUCAAAGUA
Diachasmimorpha longicaudata is the source of this 3673-nucleotide messenger RNA. RefSeq names its product serine/threonine-protein kinase tricornered (gene trc). Gene Ontology annotation, molecular function: protein serine/threonine kinase activity; ATP binding. The record is from RefSeq and is a predicted model, not a curated record. NCBI's taxonomy places the organism in Eukaryota, Metazoa, Arthropoda, Insecta, Hymenoptera, Braconidae. The transcript is spliced from 11 exons. The coding region runs from base 577 to 2295 and encodes 572 amino acids. Gene Ontology annotation, biological process: intracellular signal transduction; peptidyl-serine phosphorylation.